Messenger RNA from Microplitis mediator, 2872 nucleotides. RefSeq names its product serine/threonine-protein phosphatase 6 regulatory ankyrin repeat subunit B-like. The record is from RefSeq and is a predicted model, not a curated record. NCBI's taxonomy places the organism in Eukaryota, Metazoa, Arthropoda, Insecta, Hymenoptera, Braconidae. The transcript has 2 exons. Gene Ontology annotation, molecular function: protein binding. Bases 467 to 2329 code for a protein of 620 amino acids. Gene Ontology annotation, cellular component: nucleus; cytoplasm.
AGUAGAGGAGACAGUUACAGAAGGCAAAAAGCGAGGGAUCUGAAGUAUUUACAAUAUGGAAAACCACUGAGGAAGGCAUAUUCUGUCCGUAAAACUGGUUUUCAAAGGAAGUGGGGAGACUCGGAUGAUAGUGGCAUAGCGUAGGAGUAUAAUUUUCUCCAAUGUACAGAGAUCGGGAAAUCGUCCGGUUUUUGGAGGCCUGCUCGAGGAACCCAAAUAGACUCAGUUGUGUCUUGAGUGCCAAACCAGUAAGGUCAUAUCUAGGUUCUUCUUCUUAUCCAAGUUAGUGGGCUAGUAGAGAUCUUAUAUAUCUGCUAAAGAAAAAGUUUCGAUUAGAAAAGAGUAAUAGUUAUUUACUAAAUCAAGAGAAUAGAAAAGGAAGUACGAAGAAAAGAGCUGUUGAUCAAUACACUUCAAGUGAAACAUUUUGAUAAGAUCACCAUCGGCUAAUAACAAACAUCCGACAAUGGCCGCGGCGGAGAAUAAAUCAUCAAACAAAGAGGAAAUGGAUAAAUUGUACUGGUCCCUUGUGAUGGCACUCCGAAACGACAAUCGAGAACUGGCUCAUUCGCUACUGAAAGAAGGCGCUCCGGUCAACAACGACCGCCGGGGACCCUACCCUUCUCCGCUUUACUACGCGAUAACUCUUGGCAACAUUGAAAUGGUAAGAAUGCUGUUAGAAAGAAAAGCUGAUAUUUACUUUAUAAAUGAGUAUGACGAUCAGCCAUUUAAUGCAGCGCUGAAACAAAAUACUAUACCGAUUCUUAAACUUUUUGGAGAGUUUGCCGUUAAUUGUACAUAUAUAACAAGUAAAGAUUUUAUACGGCUGCUUCAUUUCAUGAUGAAAAAAAAAACUAUGCGAAGCAGCGCUGAAAAUUUAAUGGCCAAUCGUCCGGCUCAUAUUGAUUUCGAUCAGGUUCCCCGUAUUGAGAGAACUUUUCACGCAGCUUGCAUCUACGGGUACUUAAGUUUCGUCAGAAUAUUUUUGGACAGCGGCGUCAAUAUCAAUGCAGUGGGAAAAUUUAAAAGUACUAAGGCAUGGAAAACUGCUUUAGGUCUUGCAUGUGAGUAUGGCCAUCAUGAAAUAGUCGAAUUUCUGCUGGACAAAGGCGCUGAGCUAGACGUUGAAGGCACGAGCAUUCCUUUACACUUGGCCUGUAGGUCAGGCAAUCAGGAUAUAGUAGAACUGCUGGUCCAAAAAGGCGUUGAUGUCAACAUAAAAGAUGCCAAUGGACGGGCGGCUGUCGACAUCGCAGCUGAAAAUGGUCGCGUUGACGUUGUGGUCUAUCUGUUGAAAUUCGAAAAUCUCGAGCUGAAGUUCGACCAGAUUAAGUCGAUAAUCGCCGACUCUACAGGAAAAAAUAAACCGAUGAUAAUAGAAAGCAUUUUCUCGUAUCUAGAAAAAUUGAGCUGGGAAAAUUGUUUGAAGAACGGAAUAGACGGUAGCGUAAUUGAAAAUUUAAUGAAGCUGCCGUUAAUUUACAAAGCCGCUGGUUUCGGUCACGUCGACUGUAUAUCGAUUUUGGUUAAAUUUGGGUUCGAUAUAAAUUACAAAAAUCGUGAAGGCAAAACUCCAUUGCAUCAGGCUUCUGCAGAUUGCAAUCAUAAGUUUAUACUCAGGCUCUUGCAAUAUGGCGGAGAUAUUUCUGUAACUUGCGAUCAGGGAAAAACGCCAUUCGAUUACGUGGUUAAGAAAAAACCAGAGGGAACUAUGAACCGUAGAAUAUUUUACAGACUUGUCCAAGACAACGAGUCUCGUCUUAUUAAAUAUGAUAUCAAUAUUGUCACUACUUUUGCGCAAUAUUUCAUCAAAAUGAAGUUAUUGAAGCUCGAUGUCAAUGAAAAUAACUAUAGAGACGCUAUAGAAAAUUCUAAAACACCAUUAAAAAAGAUAAAGAAAUAUGAGCAAGAAGUUGAAAGAAUGAAAAAUAAGUUCAUAAAUAAUGUGAGUUUUUACGACAUCGCCAGAGCUAUGCCCAAUCAAAUGAUCUUGUACUUAGAACGUGAUGCUGUUUUUGAGACACUCAAGUCUGAAAAGUACAGGUCUGAAUUUCCCGAGUACGCUGAUGUUAUCAAGGGUAACUUUGAAAGAGGUCAUGUAAGAAGGAGGUUGUUGGAUGAAGCUGACAAGUUGGCCAUUUUUGACGACAUUCGGUCACUUCCUUAUUAUUGCAUGAAGAAAAUUCUUAAACAUUUCACUAAUGUUGAUUUGCAAGUGUUGAUUUAUAGACACAAGUGGUGCAGAAAUUGUAAGCAUGACAAAGCUGUUGACGUUGAUAAGAGUUUUAAAAAUUAUGCUACGGUGCAUCGUCACAAUAGAUUGAAAUGAUAGUUUAUAUAUUUUAUGUAAACGAUAUUAUGUAUUUUUUUAGCAUGUCUGUGACAAAGUUAACGAUUUUAAACUCGCAAUGUUCGAUACUAUUAAAAUAAUAGAAUAUUUUGUUAAUAUUCUAGUGUUUUUUUUAAUAAAAAAUUUUUUUAUUGAUAAUUUCAUAUUUUUUUUAUUAAAUAUUGAGACAAUAUGAAUUAUCAUCUUCAUCCUCAGCCUUGCGGUUCCCAUUUUUCCCCGUCUCGUUGCCGUCUGAAACUAUACGAGUCAUAGUGCAGUGAUCACAUGACUAAUUAUCACGUCGACGGAUGUCUGUAAGGGUGAAGUGGGGCAGUCCCGAGGCUAGUCCUACGCCCUAAAUUAUCGGUCAAUCACUCCGAUCCUGGAUCAAUUAGCAAUAAGACGUAUAAUUUAGUACUACUGUCAUAUACUAGCAAUUCACUUGCGAUUUUGUUAAUACAGACAAUUACUUCAUAAAUCGGGAAAUUAACUUUCGUUAUGGUUGUAUUACCAGCAAUUCUCUUGCGAUCAUACUUUACUGUC